UUCCUUCCUUUUGUGAUACUCUGACUGCAGCUCAAGCGCAAUAAGAGGCAGCACCAGCGCAGGAGUGGAGAUUGGAUUUGCACAGCUGGGAGUUAGCAACAGAUAGAAAAUCUGCUGCGCUAUUUCAUAUUCCUCAGACUCAAGAUUAAAACUGAACACAGCGGAGCAGCGUCGUGGACAACAACAUAUGCCACAAAGAUAAUGAAGAGUUCACUCUUAGUAAGUUAAAAAAAAAAAAAAAAGAGAGAGAGAGACCCGAAGUACAUAUUUAUACAUUUUUUUUUCUUUGGUCUGUGUUUGCAUGUUCUGCAAUGUCUGGAUCUCUGUGCAAAAGUUUAUAUGGUUUCUCUGGAGAACAGCAUCAGCAGGGCUUGAGGUUCGAGGCUGGGGAAAUUAUUAAAGUUUUGCAAGUGGCUGACGGCGGCUGGUGGGAAGGAGAAAGGGAUGGAGUCCGGGGAUGGUUCCCAGCAAGUUACGUCCAAAUAUUAGAGAAGCCAAUAUCAGUUAGCCCCCUGCCUGAAAAUGAGCCAGGAAACAGCCCACUUCCUGAGGGAUGGCAAAGCUACAUGUCACCACAAGGGCGCCGGUACUACGUCAACACAUUCACCAAAGAAACUACCUGGGAACGACCAACCAACUCACCUGGUACUCCAAAGAGCCUUCUGUCACAGAAGAACUCCAUACCCACAGUUAAUGGAUAUCACACAUCGGGAAGCCCUUUACACCAGCCAGAUCAGCCUCAACCAUCACUGAGAAAACCCAGCAGUGAUGUACAGAUCCCGGGGUCGAUGUCACCCUCAAAAAAACAGAUCAAAGAAACCACUAUCACUAUAAAUUGUGUGACAUUUCCCCAUCCAAACACCAUGCCUGAACAGGAGCUACUGAAACCUGGCGAGUGGAGCUAUUGUGACUACUUUUGGGACGAUAAGAAGGAUCCCCAGGGUAACACCUCAGUGACAGGGUUUGAGGUUCUUCUUCAGAAACAGCUAAAGGGCAAGCAGAUGCAAAAAGAAAUGGCAGAAUUCAUCCGGGAAAGGAUAAAAAUUGAAGAGGAGUAUGCAAAGAGUCUUUCAAAGCUUUCUCAGAUUUCUUUGGCAGCACAGGAAGAAGGCACUCUGGGAGAAGCUUGGGCUCAGCUGAAGAAAAGCUUGGCAGAUGAGGCGGAAGUCCAUCUUAAAUUCUCCUCGAAGCUCCAAAGUGAAGUGGAGAAACCUCUUCUUACAUUCCGAGACAACUUUAAAAAAGAUAUGAAAAAAUUCGAUCACCAUAUCACGGACCUUCGAAAACAGCUAGCCAGUCGCUACGCUGCAGUAGAAAAGGCACGGAAAGCGCUGACAGAUAGACAGAAAGACCUGGAGAUGAAAACCCAGCAGCUGGAGAUUAAACUGAGCAACAAAACAGAGGAAGACAUCAAGAAGGCCAGGAGGAAAUCCACACAAGCAGGUGAUGAACUUAUGCGCUGUGUGGAUCUCUAUAACCAGGCCCAGUCCAAGUGGUUUGAAGAGAUGGUGACAACAACUUUGGAGCUGGAGAGAUUGGAGGUGGAACGGGUAGAGAUGAUACGGCAGCACCUUUGUCAGUACACACAGCUGAGGCAUGAAACCGACAUGUUUAACCAAAGUACUGUGGAGACGGUUGAUCAGCUGCUUCAGAAGGUUGAACCUGCCAAGGAUCGGGAACUCUGGGUAAAAGAGCACAAGACUGGGGACAUCCGGCCGGUGGACAUGGACAUAUAGAUGAGCUUCCCAGUUUUACUUCUUUUGGUUUUUCUUCUAUAUAGCUUGAGCUGAUACUGUAACAGACUGGUAUGCAACUUAGCUUUUCAGAGGUAACCAAUACACAGAGAUACUGUAACACUUAAUGACCAUUAGAAAAACUGCAGUGGAAUGCUGAAUGGCUAAGAGUGGCUAAAUAAUAUUAUUGGUAAAUAAUUAUUAAAAAUAAAUAAUUAAUUAUUAAAUAAUUAUUAAUUAUUUACCAAUGCAGAACAACUGCUUGACGGCUGUAUAGGCUGGUACAGCAUUUGAGAUCCCAAUUCAGUUAGUCAGUUAGUAAGCAUGAGGUUUGAGUGGGGUAAAAACAGGUUAACAAUACCCUAAGUUGUUAGUGGGGUAUAUCCCUUUGGUCUGUGUACUUACUUGAUAAAAUUAUUUUUCAAAGUCUUAGCAGGGCAAUCUCUUGUAUUCCAUUGACAAACAGUUUAAAAAAUAUUGUGUAGGG
Molecule: messenger RNA, 2220 nt
Organism: Polyodon spathula (Mississippi paddlefish)
Lineage: Eukaryota; Metazoa; Chordata; Actinopteri; Acipenseriformes; Polyodontidae
Product: growth arrest-specific protein 7-like
Exons: 14
Coding region: 312-1736 (474 amino acids)
Biological process (GO): actin filament polymerization; neuron projection morphogenesis
Cellular component (GO): actin filament; cytoplasm; plasma membrane
Molecular function (GO): actin filament binding
Source: RefSeq, a predicted model, not a curated record